Armigeres subalbatus is the source of this 3337-nucleotide messenger RNA. Its product is annotated as synaptotagmin-6. The transcript has 8 exons. NCBI's taxonomy places the organism in Eukaryota, Metazoa, Arthropoda, Insecta, Diptera, Culicidae. The record is from RefSeq and is a predicted model, not a curated record. Gene Ontology annotation, biological process: regulation of calcium ion-dependent exocytosis; calcium-ion regulated exocytosis; regulation of dopamine secretion. Bases 715 to 2277 code for a protein of 520 amino acids. Gene Ontology annotation, cellular component: plasma membrane; exocytic vesicle. Gene Ontology annotation, molecular function: phosphatidylserine binding; SNARE binding; clathrin binding.
AAUGCGUUGCACGUGUUUUCGACAGGCGAAGGCUCCGCGGUACACUGUGCUGGUAGACUGUGCCUGCAGGGUUGCCUCUGCAAAGCUACUUUUGCUUUCCGCCCGCGCGUUUUCCGCAACCGUUUAUCAGGGGAUGCAGGCUCAGCUUUUCCCUGUGAGCUAGAGGCAGCAGUGGAAUAAUUCAAUUCGGGGCGUUCGUCCAGCUGGCGGUGGUUUUGAGCGGUCAGGGGAAAACUACUUCAGUGUGAGAAGUGAUUCCUAGCUUGUUUGCGCAAAAUAUCCAUGUUUGCAUCGUCGGGCUGUAUUGUAAACAUUUGCCUUUGAGCUAUAUUAUUAAACGCAUUUUAGUGGUACACUACCAGAGGAUUAGGUGAACUUGUGGUGUCAAGUGGUGUGAGGUACUGGUUAAAUACAUCAUUCAGUUCUAGUGUUUUGAUGGCACUGGAAUCAGCUGGUUUAUGGUAUACUGUUUAGAUAUUACAUAAGUAUGGACAGCGGGAACGUUUAAUGGAAGAAUUAUUUUUCCCCAACAAACAGCUGUUUCCAUUGCGGUCGCCAUUGUUUAAUUAAACUUUGUCCUGUCUAUGAUUGAAGUCAAUUAGCGCAGGAAGUGAAAAAGGAUUCAACAGUGUCGGGUGACUUUGAGUGAUUACCUUUGCAUUUGUAUGAAGUGAAAGUUUCUGGCAACUUUAUAGCAUAUACAGAUAUCCUACGAUGGUCCUCGUGAGCUCGGCAGUGCUUGGGGCAGCUGCUGGCACGGGGCUUGCCCUGCUGGUUGCCGUAACGAUAGUGAUGUACCGCUAUUAUGUCGUGCGGCGCAAAGGAAAGGAAUGGGCGGAGCUUGAUCGGUUGGAAGAAAAGAAAGCGGCCAGGAAAAUUAAUCUACAGCAGGAAUGCAGCGUUAUUAGUGGCUCCCAUCCAGUACAACCAGCAUGCAAUAUUUCACCGCACACACUAGAAGGAGAAGGAAAAGCAGGGCCUGUGGAUUUGAGUUCGAGCCCAUUGCAGCCUAGUUUGGAUCAGAAGAAGCCUUACUCUGGGCGACAGAAGCCACCCACAUCAGCUUCCAGAAAUAACAGCUUGGAAAGUGUACACUCUCGAGCAUCGAGCUGUCGGGAAGUGACAUCCAAAUAUGCGUCAAAUGCAAACCCUGAAACUAGGUCAACAAUUUCGGACAACUUCAUUAUACAGAAAUCUCGAUCACCGAAACGUAUGAGAACUUACAGCCUAGAAGGAAAACUUCCGUCGGGUCAGGACAGCAAUUUUCGGUCACCAAAAGCUCCUCAAGAAAGCAUGUCAUCAGUAAUGAGCGUUAAUUAUAGGGAGAUUGUUUCGUCUAAGAAAAGAAACAGCACUGUAUCCGCCGCAACAUUACCUCGUCCUGGUGAGUUCGUGGCUCCGGACAGCCCUAGUGGAUCCAUUCGAUCGGAAAACAGUCGCUCCCCGCGGAGACGGGUGCCGAUAAUAAUGGCUGCAAACGACAUUCAUACGGUACUUGGAAGAUUUCAUUUUCGAUUGAAAUUCGACGGAACGAAGGAAGAAUUAUUGGUCCAUCUGGUCGAAGCGCAAGAUCUGUCGUCGUCUUCGGAGAGCGGCUUUCGUGAUCCGUAUGUAAGAAUGUUUUUGGAUACCGAUGAGGAAAAUCGCACACUGCAGACAGCUGUCCAUCGUGCAGAAACGCACCCUUAUUUCGAUCAACAUUUUUCCUUUCCUUUGAGGCCCAAGAAUCUGGUCAAAACCAAUUUCAUCUUGCAGUUACUCGAUUACGAUCGCUUCUCCCGUGAUGAGGUCAUCGGCGAAAUACGAUUUUUACUGAACACGCUGGAUUUGUCUGGUUGCGAAAUAUGGGGUGACUUGAUUGCGGUUCGGAAACCAAUGGAACAUUCACCGGAGCUGCUGAUUUCGUUGAGCUAUUUGCCACAAGCAGAACGGCUUACGGUCGUUGUAAUGAAAGCAAAGAAUCUGCACGUUCUCAAUGAUCCGUUCGUGAAGCUCUAUUUAAUUAUCAACGACAAACGAGCAAAGAAACGUAAAACGAGUGCGAUUCGUGCAACGGACCCAGCCAAUCCUAUCUGGAACGAAGCGUUUACCUUUGAUCUUCCCGCAUCUCAAUUGCAGGACGCAGGAAUCGAGCUGUUUGUGACAUCUAAUGAAGGAGAACUGCUGGAACCGGGUUGUGCAAUUGGGCUCCAGGAAGGAGGAACCGGCUGCCAGCACUGGCAGGAUAUGAUGCAAAACAAUCGCAAACCAAUUGCCAUGUGGCACAUGUUGAGAUAAAGAGUUGUUUCUGUUGAACUGGUAUUUUUUCUUGUUGUAAUCAUUCAGCUUAAAGUGAUUUGAUAUCCCGAGAAUUCAUUUAUCGAAAGGAUUGAAUCCUUCCAGCCAAGGUUUCAGUCGUUUUAUACGAUGUUAACAAACAACCGUCACAAAAUGAUGCUUAUGCGAUAUAGUUUAUUUUUUGCAAAACGUGAAUGUAAGCGGGAUAACUAAUUCAACUGAAUAAAUAUAUCCAGAGUGUCUAAAUGCACAUACAUAUUUUGAAUUUAUAGUUUAGGUAAGUAGUUAUUAUGACUUUUAUUAAAAACGUUGAAUUAAAAUUAACGCAGAAUUGUUAUUUUAACGAGGUUUUGCACAUACACAAAGGAUUACAAAUACCGUCUAACGGAAAAUGUUAGUAGACUGAGUUUUUGCAGCAGCAAAAUAAGAACUUAUGAAUCAGAAACUCAUGCUUCUUAGUUUAUAGCAUAGUAUAGAACAGUUUUAAUCAGCAAAUCCAACCAGAAAUAUAUGGACAAGUAUUAGAGCUUAAAUAUAAAUAUUCAUAUAUAUGGAAUAGAGGGAAUUUUAUAUAUCUUACAAGAAUUGAACAAGAACAUAAAGCAUAAACAUGAAAAGCACAGAUGGACGGAUGUGAAUAUAAAAAUAAAAUUUAUUUUGUAUAACAAAGUAUUUGCCUAAAAUUAGCAAACAAUUUGUAAUAUGUCUAUUAGCACAGUGUACUGCAGCAACCGAAAUCAUAGGAUCGUACCAUCUAGCAUUAUGUACGUGGCUCUCAACUAAUAAACUUAAACUAUAGUAAACAAACAUAUUCAAUCAAAGUCAGGAAUGCCUGACUUGAAGAACUGUUCACCUAUGGCCAUGUAUUAUUAUACCUGAAAGGAUUUUCUAAUAUUUCUUUUCUAAAUUCACACCUCGUUACUAUGCAAUGCUUGACGUGGACUUAAAAGUAUGAUAGUAUAAAUAGUCACAAAAGAAUAGAAGGUUUAAAUAAGUUUAAAGUGUAUUUAUGAUGAUUUCAUUGAUGCUGAUGCUAAAUAUAUUUGAUCAUGAGGUCGAA